Exaiptasia diaphana is the source of this 3649-nucleotide messenger RNA. RefSeq names its product potassium voltage-gated channel subfamily D member 1. Gene Ontology annotation, molecular function: voltage-gated potassium channel activity; protein binding. Gene Ontology annotation, biological process: potassium ion transmembrane transport; protein homooligomerization. Bases 437 to 1768 code for a protein of 443 amino acids. Gene Ontology annotation, cellular component: voltage-gated potassium channel complex; membrane. The record is from RefSeq and is a predicted model, not a curated record. NCBI's taxonomy places the organism in Eukaryota, Metazoa, Cnidaria, Anthozoa, Actiniaria, Aiptasiidae. The transcript is spliced from 3 exons.
AUAACGUAUUGAAAACCCUCUAGAUCAAUCCUCUUGUAAUCCUGAGGAACAAUUGCUUAUGACCUUCMAAAUCCUUGCUAAUGUUAAGUUUAGAACUGCUGUUUGCAUAUAAUUAUCAUCAUUGUUUUGGCACAUUAUUAUCAAACAGGUUUGAAACAGCCAAAGAGAGACCUCGUCGGCUUAUCUAUAAUUAACCAAUGUUUUGUAAUAUCACGGCGACUAAGCCAUCCGAUAUAUUCGAGGAAACUUUUGGUUUGUCCUUAAACUCAAACAUUUGAAUUAUAUUAGUGAAUCUGGGCUGUGUUAGAGACCAAGUGGUGGUUAUUAAGAUGUCUUGUUUGCUUGUUGAAAGUGAUAGCUGUGGAUAGCAAGAAGAAACAUUGGACUUCCUGCUAAAGGUGGCAAACGCCAAAGAACAUAAACCCACUGAUGCAUUAUGCUCAGUAUCUCGGCAUCUCGUGGUUCUUAYCCCACUCAACGACGACAAAGGGCUCGAACAGCCCCAGCAAUACCAAUAGAAUCAUUCAGCCCUUCACAGAGAAGAAAAUUAAAGAGAGGUGUUAAAGUUGUCAUCAAUGUCGGAGGCAGAAAAUUUAUCACUUGGAAAGACACCCUUCGUCGUUUUCCAAACACUUUACUCGGAAAUGAAAGAUUAUCAUCGAARUUUUACGACGAAAAUAGGGGAGAAUACUUUAUAGACAGAGAUCCACAUCUAUUUCGAUACAUUUUGAAUUAUUAUCGAAGUGGGAAACUUCAUCGAUCUUUGGAAGACUGUAACGAAAGUUUUGAAGAAGAGUUGCUWUUUUAUGGCAUCGCACCACACGAAAUACACGACUGCUGCUUUGACGAGGACCAAGAGCAGGAGCAACAGGAAGCAGAAAAGAAGAAAAUGGCUGAGGAAGCCACAAAACCAGUUUACAUUCCAGAAACAUACUUUGGAAAGUUUAGGAACUAUAUUUGGAGAUUACUCGAAGGGGAGCUAGAAAAUGGCCCUGGGGCCGUUAUUGGCAUGGGUUUUAUCUACUUUGUCGGAUUAUUCAUUAUUCUUAGCAUUUUUACAACAGUCUACGAAACGGUUCCAUGUAACGACGGAGCAGAGGCUUGUAAACAAAGAACUCGAAUUCUUGAUCUCAUAGAUGCUGUUUGCAUAGGAAUUUUUACCUUCGAGUUUACGGCGCGGUUUCUUGUCUGUCCUGAUUACAGACAGUUCAUUAGAACACCAAUGAAUAUUAUCGAUUUUUUCUCGAUUCUUCCUUUUUAUGCUAGAAUUGUUCUACAAUCUAUAGUUGGCUCAAAUUUGGAAGCUUUAGUGGUACUUCGAGUGUUGAGAAUAGUUCGUGUUUUUAAACUUUCCCGGCAUUCAAAACGACUGCAGAGAUUUGGAGCCGCCAUUGCUUCAUGUAUGCAGGACCUGAUGUCACUGGCGUUUGUUCUUCUUGUGGCAGUAUUAUUGUUUUCCAGUUUUUUGUAUUUUAUCGAACAAGGAGAAGUGGAAGGAAUGUUCACAAGUAUUCCAGAUAGUAUGUGGUAUACAGUGGUCACCAUGAUAACCCUUGGCUACGGUGAUAUGGUCCCGUCCACUAUCCCUGGACAGUUUAUUGGCGCUGUGUGCUGUGUGUCCGGUGUUAUCCUCAUUGCUCUACCAAUACCUAUCAUCCAAGAGAAGGACAUCUUCAAGAAAAACAUGCUGAAUGUUUACAAUGUUGACGACUUGAGGAAAAAGAUUGAUAAAAUGAAGACAGGCACUUCAGAAGAUGAUAACGUUUAACAAGAAAAGCUGCUGUUGCCGUUGGUAAAUCAUUUGUCUUCGUGUGAACACUUCGUGUCUUCACUUYUGUAAUACAGGCUUACGCACGAUACAACUUUUGCCAACAUCCAUCCCUUGCAACAUGCCUAAGUCAUCCUUACGAAAUGGCUGCAAUCAUAAUAUGGCUUUUAAACAAUUAUUUUUAGUCUCUACGACAUCCAUGUUGUAAAGACGACUUCGGCAGGCUGCAUGYAAUGCUUGUUAGCAAAACUUGUGCCGUCUAAGUCGGUCAUCAUUUCCAAAGGGUCUACCUUACAAAACACGCGUCAAAAUUACAUUCAACUAAAAAAGUUCCCCCCCCCCCCCCAAAAAGCAAAAAAAAAAUCAGCAUUAGGAUCUAAAGCGAGAAUAUGAAAAUGCAGUCAAGUAAGCAGCUGCAACUUCAAAGUGUGAUUCGGCCAUGAUUUAAUGCUCUGAUCAUCUUURCAAUUUUAUAUUUCUGAGAGAAAGGUCAAGCAUUUUCACAAGUCUACUGCUCACAAUAACAUAUCAAUUAAGGUUUCCAGGACUUGUAACCCUUCAUUUUUUUUAAAAAUCCUUCUGCCUGCAGAAAAUCUUAAAAUUUCUCAUAAAAUUUUCUCAAAAAUAUUUCUCUUAACUAAUGGAAAGAAAAUAUUUUGCUUUGACCUUGGUUGUCACUUUCCUAGUUAUCAAACUACACAAAUAACAUUGGAAAUUUAGUUAAGAGUUUUCUAAGAAUUUACGACAGGAUUCAGUAUUCUAUGAAGAAUAUAAAACUGCAAUUUAUAUUUGACCCCUUGAAAAUAUUUAUUUCUACAAAGUUUUUUUUUACAAAGUUUGUUCAUAUCAAAUUUUUAUUCGAUACUUCUUUUUCUAGAAGUUGUAUUCUUAACGGUUAAAAUUGUUUGAGUACCAUUGAAAGGUCCUAUAGAGCUGUGUUAUUCAAUAAUUCAAAUAUAAGUGUGAUUUCUCUUGACUUCAAUGGUCUUCUAGAACCGUUACGAAAUAAGGAUUAUUCCAUCAGGCAGAAGCUUACCAAGGGAAUUAAAACGCAUUUAACAAAUCUGGCGUAUAACGUGCUUAGAAAAUCGUCUUGAACAUAAAAGCCUAUUUGGGGAAACAGAAGUAUAUUAAGAUCUGGGGUGCUUUCCAUUCGACAGAACUGACUGGCCAGAUCCAAAGAUUAUUUCAUUAUUAAUGAUUCCAAUUCAGUUAGAAGAAUGAAUUUCUAAAUUCAAUUCAUGAGAAUAGUGAAAAACUUGAAAAAUUAAUGAAAACUCUUGACAAAAGGUUUGAUCGGUCAGUCCGGCCAGUUCCGACUAAAUGGAAUUCGCCCCUGUUCACAAAUUCAAGAUCCGUCUCCAAACGACAUGCAUAGAUUUCAGACAACUCAAAGCUUGUCCAUGCAUUUCAUUGGAAUUGUUAGUGUCUWUAAACAGCUGUAAAUCGUGAACUGUUGAUCUGGUUMACCCCAAAUUUUGAAAUUCUMUAGUGUAUAGUACUWUCUUUUGUGACAAUUUUCUUCACCAUCAUGCUAGUGUGCAAUUUGCAGCGACGCCAUGAUGGGAAAUGUCAUCCUCGCACUUCYUUACGWCCUCUAGUUUACAUCAGGAGAUAAAAGGGUGUAAGGACUACGUACAUUUCUCAACCUGGUUGUAAUAAUAUGGCGUUCUUGUACACUAAUAAGGGAYGYUUACCCAUAAAAGCUGACAACGAAGUAAAAAUAUAGUUCGGAUUGUUUCAAUCUCUUAUCAGCUUCUGCUCGAUUACUGUGUUUUAUAUUUUUGAGUGUGAGUGAGAUAUCACCUUACUUGAUAUCAUAUUGUACAUAAAUGACUGAAGUGUGUAUUGUGGUUUUGAUAUUAAAGCGAUUUUACUAAA